UUCUAAAGCCCACGAUGGAUCCACUGCAUCUAUAAAAGCUUUAUGGGAGAACUGCGUCCUGAGAACCGAGCCCCGGCGGCUCCUCUGCGUAAAAACGGGCGGAUCUUAGGACCCGUGGACUCAUCCGCGGCAGAAUAAUAAAAGUUGGGACGUGUGAGCUGUCGACAAAGCAGUCUGUGUCAAAGUGUGUGCAGCCGGUUCCUCCUCCGCGGCUGUGAGCAGACUGCGGCAGCAGCCAGCUGCGCGGCUGCGCUGCGUUCAGGGGCAGGAGGAGGAGCAGGAGGAGUGAGCGGCCGCGGUUUCCGGAAGAGAGGGUGUGAAACAUGGGACGAGUGUCGGGUCAGCAGCUGAUCCGGCCUCACACCUAAGACAAGAGGCUGUCUCCAGGACUGGACCGCUGAACGGCCCGCCGUGGAGAGAGAGGAGGGGGAAGCAGAGGGGCGACGCGCAUCCAAACGGGACACCCCUCCCCGGGAGCGGAACGCUGAAGGGGGCUCGAUUGGCUCCAGGGAAGCGCUGACCAUCAGGACCACAGGCUGGUCCAGGUCUGGUUGAUGCUGCAGGCUGUUCCCUGGAUCUCUCUCUGCCGACUGCUCGGCCAUCAUGGCGAUGAGUGGUGACCCCGGUUGCGAGAGGCUGGAGCCCAACUCUGCCGCGCAGACAAGCAGUCUCUCAGACUUCAUGGCUGCCAUGACAACAAAGGACACUGACGGUUCGGCUGCCAACGGCGUGAAAAACAGCCAGGCUCAGCAGUGCGGGAGUCAGACCAAGAGGACCCAAGUGCUGCGGCCCAACCUGAGCGGCAGGAAGCUGUCACUCCAGGAGAGGGGCUAUUAUCCACCAUCAGGGCAAAUGCACAUUUCUCCCCGUGUGGCUCCCAGGCCCACAGUGGAGUCCAAACGGGUGUCCAUAUCAGACUCUCAGGACUGCAUCCAGCUGAACCAGUACAAGCUAAAGAGUGAGAUAGGAAAGGGCUCCUAUGGUGUGGUGAAGCUCGCCUACAACGAAGAUGAUGACAAACAUUAUGCUAUGAAGGUGCUAUCAAAGAAGAAGUUAAUGAAGCAGUGUGGUUUUCCACGCCGCCCUCCCCCCAGAGGACCGAAGGCAGCUCAAGGAGACCAGCCCAAAAUCUUAGGACCUCUUGAAAGAGUCUAUCAAGAAAUUGCCAUCCUUAAAAAACUGGAUCAUGUCAACAUAGUCAAGCUGGUGGAGGUGCUGGACGACCCAUCAGACGAUAACCUCCACAUGGUGUUUGAGCUCAUGCCAAAGGGUCCGGUGAUGGAAGUGCCAACCGAGCAUCCCUUUUCUGAGGAGCAAGCUCGCCUUUACUUCAGAGACAUCAUCCUGGGAAUAGAGUACUUGCAUUAUCAGAAGAUCAUCCACCGGGAUAUCAAGCCUUCUAACUUGUUACUGGGCGAUGAUGGUCAUGUGAAGAUAGCCGACUUUGGAGUCAGCAACCAGUUUGAGGGGAAUGACGCGUUACUGUCCAGCACCGCCGGCACCCCUGCCUUCAUGGCGCCGGAGACCCUGUCAGAGAAGCACAAGAGCUUCAGUGGAAAAGCGCUGGAUGUGUGGGCCAUGGGAGUCACUCUCUACUGCUUCGUCUUUGGAAAGUGUCCAUUUAUCGACGAGUACAUACUGGCUUUGCACAAUAAGAUAAAGACCAAGCCUGUGGAUUUCCCAGAAACACCAGAGAUCAGUGAAGCGCUGCGGACUCUGAUCUUGCGGAUGCUGGAUAAGAACCCAGACACCAGAAUCACCAUUCCUGAGAUCAAGAUGGACCAGUGGGUGACCAGAGGAGGCACUGACCCCCUGCCCCUGGAAGAGGAGCACUGCUCUGUGGUGGAGGUGACGGAGGAGGACAUCCAGAACUCUGUGAAGUUUGUUCCCAGCCUCUCUGCCGUGAUCCUGGUGAAGGCCAUGCUGAGGAAGCGCUCCUUCAGUAACCCGUUUGAGAGUCCGAGCAGGAGGGAGGAGAGGUCCAUGUCUGCCCCCGGCAGCCUGCUCAUGGACUCGUGGCCCCUCCGUCCCUCUUUAAAACUCCACCCCUCCCGCAGAAAGAGCAGUGGAGGAGAUGGACCCAGAGAGGGGGAGCUGGAGGACCUGCAUGAAGACGAGCCCUUUUCUUGAGUCUUCAUCCUCACCGCCGCCGUCUGCUUCACACCUCCAUCGCUUGACCUCCAGUCUUCAUUCUCACAUUUCACCAACUCCGCUCUAGUUCAACUUCAAUUUGAAAACUCAUGCUUCACUCCUGCUCUCGGGGGUGGAGCUCCGAGCUUCACUUGUCCUCAGCAGCUCGACCGUCAGCUGGAAAAACCUUUAAGUUAUUGUUUGGGAGAAGCUGGCAGGAAAACCCGUCUGCUUUCAUCCUCAUGCAAACGCUGGAAAACGAGGUUUAGACUGUCUGCAUUCAGCCGGCUCACUACAGGGCUUUUCUUUGAAGUCGUGCACAGACAUCUUCAGCACUUUUCUUAUCGUUGUGCCAUUGGAACCCAAAACUGCCUUUACAGACUUUGGACGGCAGAGCUUCUGUGGUGGGAGGAAAAAGCACACAUGAAGACGACGUUGUUUCAUGCUUCUUCUCCUCUAACUGUGUCAUGUCCUUGCUCACAGGUGUGUUUUUAUACCCACACCGAGGCAAAAAGUGGAGCAUUUUAAAGUAGAUCUUCAAUGUUUACUGUAAACGAGAUGAGAGAAUGGUUGUUCUCCACACUCAACAUGACUGUGAAACGUCUUAUUUUAAGACACGCUAGAAUGUGGAGCUCAUUUGAAAGUAUGAGGAGGAAGAAUGAUUCCCUACAGGCCCUUUAUGCUAAUCUCUAUACCUUUAUGCUAGUGGUUUUGGUUUUUUUUUUAGAUUAAGAAGGUGAGAGUGAGGAGCUCACACUGCAAAAAGCGAAACAUUGUAUCAAUUAACAUUUGAUUUAACAUAAAAAAAUAUUCGUUUUUAUCAAAUUACAUUUUUAAGUUGACUAAACCAUCAAUUAAAAAUGUCAAUUUGAUGAAAACUGAUCAUUUUAAAUGUAACAAAUUACAGAGAUUUUCUUCAUGUUUCCCUUUUACAGUGCAGGUCAGCCAUGACAGAUGCUUGAGGACCAUCAGGGAGGGAUAAGCAGACGUGACAGGGCUCUUUUUAGCAUCACGAGAAGCAGAUAAAACAAAAACACAUUUUACCUUUGAAACCCGCUUUGUGUUUACAUGUUUGUAAGGAUCCAAAUCUGCUUUUAAUGACAAAAGUACAAAAAUACAGUAAAAAUGUGAUGAUCUCACAUUUAGUUAUUUAGAAAUCACUGCAAAUUGUUAUUAUUAUUAUUAUUAUUUUUUUUUAUUUUAAGUCAAUUUUCCUGAAUUUGUGUUGGAGCUCAUCUGUUCGUAGUCAUGGCAACAGCACCCUCCUGUUUUCUUAAAGUUUACACGAGAGUGAGCGUCUUUACGUUUUGGUUUUGUGCAACAAUACAAUUAGAAGGACAAGUUUUCUUGCAGAAAUGGUUGCUUGUUUUUAUGACAGUGCACAGGGUUGCUGCCAUGUUUUUGUGAUAAACACAGGAAGUUUGGCGUUUUGGUCUUUUUAAAGUCAAAUUGCAAGCUAUGCAACAAAAUGCUCAAGCUUAUUGUUUCCGCACACCAAUUAUAAAA
This is a messenger RNA of Oryzias melastigma (Indian medaka), 3636 nucleotides long. RefSeq names its product calcium/calmodulin-dependent protein kinase kinase 1, alpha a (gene camkk1a). Gene Ontology annotation, biological process: activation of protein kinase activity; protein phosphorylation; CAMKK-AMPK signaling cascade. Gene Ontology annotation, molecular function: protein kinase activity; ATP binding. Lineage: Eukaryota; Metazoa; Chordata; Actinopteri; Beloniformes; Adrianichthyidae. The record is from RefSeq and is a predicted model, not a curated record.